AUGGAAACAGAAGAGCCUGAAGGUCCGACAUGUCCGAUGGUUUUGUUAUCCCAAGCUCAACACGGUGGACGAUGCAUGUCUGCACAAGCACUUAAUUCCCUCAACGAUUUAAGACAAAAAAACCUUCUUUGCGAUGCCACAAUAAGACUCGAAGAUGGCGGAGUUUUCCAUGUACACAGGGCCAUUUUAUCUAGCUGCAGUACUUAUUUCAGAGCUUUAUUUACGACUACAUUGCAUCAUAAGGACAAAACUGAUGUUCUCCUUCCUGGCGUUACGUCAGAUACCAUGUCCAGGCUAAUCGAUUAUGCCUACCUUAGAACAAUUGAACUCACUCCAACAAAUGUUUAUACGUUAUUGGUAACGGCUGAUUACCUUUGCGUGAUCGGAGUACUUAAUUUGUGUUGCGAAUAUUUAAAAAGCAUACUCAAACCUGAAAAUUGUAUCGGAGUGAUGAGAUUUGCAAGAGAACACUUUUGUACAUCUCUAGAAAAAGAAGCUUGGAUGUAUAUAAUGAGAAAUUUUUCACAAUUAAUGAAUAAAAGUCAAGAAUUGCUUGAACUUCCGCUGGAAGAACUUAAAGCAAUGAUAGGAGCCGAUGAACUUAAUGUCAAAGGAGAGGAAAUUGUUUGGGAAACUGUACUUAAAUGGAUAGAAUUUGACGUUGAUAAUCGUAAACCUUUCAUUGUCGAACUCAUGAGAAACAUAAGAUUAGGACUUUUGGAAACGCAAUUUUUUUUGGAAAAAGUCAAAGAUCAUCCCUACGUGGCGGGAAACGAAGCCUGUCGUCCCGUCAUCAUCGAAACUCUCAGGUUUUUAUACGACUUGGAAAUGAUAACUCAAAAAGAUGGAGAGGUACCGACACCGGAAAUAGCUCGACCUCGUGUUCCUCACGAAAUACUUUUUGCCAUCGGAGGAUGGUCCGGUGGAAGUCCGACUAAUUACAUAGAAACGUACGAUACCCGAGCCGACAGGUGGGUGAGAGUCGAAGAAGUGGAUCCGACUGGACCGAGGGCUUAUCACGGCACUGCCGUUGUCGAUUUCAACAUAUACGUUAUCGGAGGUUUCGACGGAAUGGAUUAUUUUAAUAGUUGUAGGUGUUUUGACGCGGUCAAAAAAACGUGGCACGAAGUCGCACCUAUGAAUGCGAGGAGGUGUUACGUAAGCGUGGCUGUUUUAGGAACAAUCAUAUACGCUAUGGGAGGAUACGAUGGACAUCAUCGCCAAAACACAGCUGAAAAAUACAAUUAUAAAUACAAUCAAUGGUCUCUGAUAGCGAGCAUGAAUGUUCAGAGAUCGGAUGCUAGUGCUACGACAUUGAACAAUAAAAUAUACAUAACGGGGGGUUUUAAUGGUCAAGAAUGUAUGAAUUCAGCUGAAGUUUACGAUCCGGAAGUUAAUCAAUGGACAAUGAUCACAGCCAUGAGAUCAAGAAGAAGUGGAGUAUCCUGCAUAACUUAUCACGGUUGCGUAUACGUCAUCGGUGGAUUUAAUGGCAUAUCAAGAAUGUGUUCGGGUGAAAAAUAUAAUCCGGUGACGAACGCUUGGUCUCACAUACCCGAUAUGUAUAAUCCGAGAAGUAAUUUUGCAAUAGAAGUUAUUGACGAUAUGAUAUUCGCCAUUGGUGGAUUCAAUGGCGUCACGACAAUAUUUCACGUUGAAUGCUACGACGAAAAAACAAACGAAUGGUACGAAGCCACGGACAUGAACAUAUAUCGUUCGGCCUUAUCCGCAUGCGUGAUAAUGGGCCUACCCAACGUUUACGACUACAUACACAAACACAGAGAACGUUUAAUGGAAGAAAAACGGCAAAAAUUAUUAGCGUUGGAAAAUCAACGUCAGCAUCAGGUUGCAAAUACUCACGCCGUUGAAAAUACAAAUAUCCCCCACAAUCAGGCCAGCUAA
Pediculus humanus corporis (human body louse) is the source of this 1902-nucleotide messenger RNA. RefSeq lists its product as uncharacterized. The record is from RefSeq and is a predicted model, not a curated record. Bases 1 to 1902 code for a protein of 633 amino acids. Gene Ontology annotation, molecular function: protein binding. The transcript is spliced from 9 exons. NCBI's taxonomy places the organism in Eukaryota, Metazoa, Arthropoda, Insecta, Psocodea, Pediculidae.